Striga asiatica is the source of this 1178-nucleotide messenger RNA. The record is from the annotation of a GenBank genome assembly. NCBI's taxonomy places the organism in Eukaryota, Viridiplantae, Streptophyta, Magnoliopsida, Lamiales, Orobanchaceae.
AAAGAANCCCAAUGAUUAUUGAUUACCGCAACAACAAAAAGAAAAGCAGCAGUCGCCGGAAAAGCCCAAACAUGCAUUACCAGUAUAUACCCAAAUUCCGCAAUAAAUGCUGAGAGCAAAACAGUUGAUUUUGCAGCAUUCUUCUUCUUUUAAUUUAGUCCAGAAAUUUGAAGAAAAAAAGAAAUGGGUUUGCUCACAAACAGAGUGGAGAAGAGUGAGAUUAAGCCAGGGGAUCAUAUCUAUACUUACAGAGCAGUCUUUGCAUACUCUCAUCAUGGCAUCUUUGUGGGGUCGAACAAGGUGGUCCACUUCACCCGAGUCGACACCUCAUCAUCCUCCUCCGAGCCCCACGAGCCCAACAACACACAAUGCCCGACCUCGUCCCCAGACUGCGGCUUCAGACGGCCCCACAGCGGGGUCGUUCUCUCCUGUCUCGACUGCUUCCUCAAAGGCGGGUCCCUCUACGCCUUCGAGUACGGUGCAACUCCCUCGGCAUUCCUCGCCAAAAUCCGUGGGGGCACGUGCACCACCGCGCCCUCUGACGCGCCGGGUCCCACCGUCCACCGAGCCAUGUAUCUGCUGAGCAAUGGGUUUGGGAAUUACGACGUGUUCCUCAACAACUGCGAGGAUUUCGCGCUCUACUGCAAGACGGGCCUGCUGACGGUGGAUAGGGCUGGGGUCGGGAGGAGCGGGCAGGCCUCGUCAGUGAUCGGUGCCCCGCUGGCAGCCCUGAUCUCGUCCCCACUGAAGCUGCUGAUGCCGGGCCCACUUGGGGUGGCGGCAGCGACAGCUGGGGUUUACUGCGCCAGCCGUUACGCGACGGAUAUUGGGGUGCGGACAGAUGUGGUGAAGGUGGCGGUGGAGGACUUGGCUGUGAAUCUCGGGUGGGGAGAUGAUGGGUUGAUCACGGUGGAUUAGGUAAGUGAAAGCGUAAUUUGGAAAUCUGUGUGUGUGGUUAGGUUAGUUUGAAUGUGUGUUGGUUGGGAAUAUGAUGAUUUGUAUGCUUGUGGAUGUCUUGAGUUUGUUCUCUUUGUUAGUCGGUAGUUCAGCUGAGAAUUGCUGCUUGUAGUGUUUGUUUGAUGGGUUAACUGUGAAAAUGCUUUAUGCGCACAAAUCGAACCCACAUUAAUGAGACGGUUUGAGAAUUAGAAGGGAAGCUCAUAUUUGCAAAUACCAAA